UCCAGAACCACUUCUGGUUGCCAAAGGGUUCCUUGACCGAUGUUGCUCAAAGAAGCUUGUACCGAAAUCUGGAUGGAAGACACGGGACUCGACUACGAAACUGGGUGUUUAGAAUUGGAGGCGUGAAUCAAGCGAGAUGGGGAGGUAAUCAUAUCGCGAUCGAUAAUGGAUGUAUUAGUCUGGAAAUUUGCUCAUUCAAGCGAAUAACUUGUCUGGAGAGCAUUAUUUUCAAGCCUGGCAGCCAAGGCAGGUGCGCACCCCUGCAACGCAUCGAGUGGGGAGCGUCAGCAUAUCCAUAUUACCUCACAUGAGUAACCUGGAACGAUUGACUACUGCGGGGAAGAGGCGACGGUAUGACGAGAAAGGUCUUGGUGGGCAAUCGUUGCAUGUCAUUUUCAAAAGCUCACCACCGUCUCGUGAAAGGCGCAACUCUGUCGUGACGGGGGGGACUGCUUCACGGCACGAGCAAGCGAGCGAGAAACACAAGACGUGUAUGAUGGUCAUGGUAAGCGCCGGCGCGUCAAGAGCACUUGGUGACGAUGUGCCAUGUGGUGUGCAGCGCUCGGUGUCGGUCGGUGCCUGUUUCAUCGCUGUCUCAGGCACAAUGUCCAUGGCAUGGAUCGCCAACGACGUGCAUGCAGCAGCGACAACCCCGCACAGCGAACACCUGCACGCGCUGGCUCACGUGGUCGCAGCGUACCGACAGCGGGCACAACUACGCCCAGCGUGCAGGCGCGGGACACGGCCACGCUUGGAGAUGAGCCUCACACCGAGUCUGCAAACCCGGGAUGGACCAACGCGCGCGCCCCCGGGUGCAACGUCUGGAUGCGCGGUGUAGCGGAGCAGAGGCGUGACACGUACACGGCGAGGCGCGCGCAUUGGGUUGCGUGGGACAGGCACCGCAGGCGGAACGUCGCGCGAGGGCAGCAGAAGUCGUUAGAGUUUGUCGUAGGGAACCCCCGAGGGCAGCAGCUAGCGCAUGAGAGGACAGCCAGCGCUGCGGGAGGCAAUUUAGCCAGGCACAUUGCCACCACCGAGGGCCCGAGAUGAGCGCGCAAAU
Messenger RNA from Paraphaeosphaeria sporulosa, 1060 nucleotides. RefSeq lists its product as uncharacterized. The record is from RefSeq and is a predicted model, not a curated record. Bases 308 to 838 code for a protein of 176 amino acids. The transcript has a single exon. Lineage: Eukaryota; Fungi; Ascomycota; Dothideomycetes; Pleosporales; Didymosphaeriaceae.